AUGCCUCCCAAAAAAUCAUCUUCCACCAAAAAGUGCGCUAACCCGCGGAUGGAAACUCCUGUCAUCGACUUCGUGAUGCGUACCCGCAGUGGUGCGCCUAUCAACCAACGCAUGACAUUGAUAUUCGUCUUUGAAAGCUUCAGACUAAAACACUACCACCCGCCAAAAAAAUCAAACCUACCCCCCUUGCCGAGGGGGAACUCGUUCAUGAGCUUCGACGACUACAGCGCCAUACUUGCCCGGCGCGCGAAAUCCUCCGUUGCUACCACAGAGCCGCGCACUGACGCUGAGUCUGAUACCCAAGACCACCCGAAGACUGAUGACCUUGUCACGGACGAUGAGGACAACAGUGAAGGACAAGCGGAUGCUCACAAGGGCGAUCCCAAAAUUCAUGAAUCCUUACCCCCCUCUGAUACUCCAGAGGAUGAAAAUUCUUCCUUGGAUGGCGCCCCUUCCUCGGAGAACAACUACCCCGUGAUCCUUCCUCUUCGGAAGAGGAGUCUGACGAAGAUGAUGAUGAAUACAAAGAAGAUCAAGAAGCCGACUGAAGAAAAAGAAGAAGGCGACGACAACGACGACAACGACUUACCUGCGCCUCCAUCAAAGACGAAAUUGCCCCAGAAGCGCGCACCUCCAAAAGCUCUCCCCCCAAAAUCCACAGUAACAGGGACUCCCCCGUCCACCCAGGUACUCCAGGCUGCCAUGCAUGUGACGACGAAGUCGGUCGAGAAGAGUCCCGUCUCCAGUGCUCUGCCAAAAAGCUCCAUGGCAAUGGAGACUGAUGACGACGACAAUGACCUUCCCGUCACUUCUAGACCUGGGCGGCUGUGCCAGGAAGGCAUAGACGACGCGCAGGAGCUCGGGCGCAAGACACUUCACGCUGCCAAGUUAAUUGGGCCGAGACCCCAUGGAAUAUGCACCCAAGGAUGGUACAAAGGAAAAUAUCCUCGAGAAACCGAUGAAGAACUUAGUGAUUGGAGAAAGAGACAGCGCGACCACUACUACAGCCUUGAAGACAGCGACCCGCUGUGGGAUGACAUACAAGCGCACUAUGAUGGUCACUUGGGCGGUGCUAGUAACAAUCGAUCGCGUGCCAGUAUUGUUAUGUCUACAAGGGACGCACUCGCUAAGUGUUUUGCAGCUUAUUCUCGCCUAGAAGGCAUUGAGGUCAUUGGCUGUGUCUUUGAUUCGACUCCUGAUGAGGCGGCCCGACAGGCCUCGGGUUUUGUCGCAGGCUCAUCCACCUUCAUGGAUGUCAUCAAUGCACGCCAAGUGGACGCCCAACUUGCGUUAGAUUGGAUUAUUACUGCAGCAAAGGCAAAAAACUACCAGCUCGCAAUGCCGCGGUUUGGGGGGGCAUAUGAUAUUUUGUUUUCGAAGCCUGGUGAAGCCCCACGGGACCGUUACCGACGUAUCUGGCCGGUCAUGGUGCUGGAGAAACUAGAACAAUUCGGCUACAAAACGAAGUCUGUCCAGUGGCGGAAGUUACUCGACGUUGCAUACCAGAACAAGUUUCAAUUCGAACUCUGGCCUGACGAAGUUCCCCCAGUUGGCCCAGACUUCAACUACCACACCCUCAGCGCACAACAUCUGAAGUUACUCGUCGUGCCUUACAUCAAGCGCAGGGCUUUGCAAUAUUAUGACGCCGAACUGAAGACUGAAGCUGAGAGCUUACUCGAACUUCGGCGCAAGCAAGGACGGAGCGAAAAAACUCUUGAUGAUAUCAUUGACGAGUUGGACGUCGCUGUGUCUGAGAUUGAUAUUGUUCCUUGGCCCAAAGAUCACAUCGAGCAAUGUGAAAAAGACGACCCUAACAUGUUUGAUAUUCCUUUGGUCACCAGCGCUUCCAAUAUCGUGCUCCGGAAACUCGCGGACUCCGAGAAAUUCAAGCACUCCAUCCCCCAAGGGUUGCUUCAAAAAUACAAGGAAGCAACAUCAGUACGUGGUUCGAAUGUCGGCGUUCCUUCGGGAGGAAGGCAGCUUGGAGAUACUACUCGGGAUCGCCAGUCUCAACAACAGACCUCCGCUGCUCGUGAAUAUUCGAUUGUUUGUGAGAACCACUACACUGAUGAUGAAGUCUCGCAAGCGACCACAUGCAGAGGAUUAUGGCAAGUCCAUGAAUUACUUGCAGAUUCUCUUCUAAUCGAGUGUCCAGCAGAUGAACAACUUGAAUCUGAGGCUGAUAGCUUGAAUGCAUCAGACUCUCGCAUCACGAAGAAGUCGAAGGUCGUACGUCAUCGUGAUGGUGCGCCGCAUGUUGAAUUGCCACCUCCGCACUUUGUCCCUGCUCAUCCUCGACCUCGACUUCAAUCUCGACCUCGCCCUCGCCCUCGCCCUCGCCUUCGUGCACCUACACCUGACUACGAACCGCGUCAACACUGGGAUGAUGAGGUACAGCAGGUGUCUCCGCAUCAUCUUCAUUCCUAUGGGCAUAAUGUUGCCCAUCAUCAUCGCCAUGAUUUUCCGGCUGCAGGCCCUUCGAGAGUGGUUGCAAGGGCACGUGAGAGAUCCGAUUAUGACAGGAACACUCCGGCUCCUGGGUAUGAUUCAUAUGAUCGUGAUUUUGUUUACCGUGACUAA
This is a messenger RNA of Suillus subalutaceus, 2580 nucleotides long. RefSeq lists its product as uncharacterized. NCBI's taxonomy places the organism in Eukaryota, Fungi, Basidiomycota, Agaricomycetes, Boletales, Suillaceae. The transcript has 13 exons. Bases 1 to 2580 code for a protein of 859 amino acids. The record is from RefSeq and is a predicted model, not a curated record.